Messenger RNA from Esox lucius (northern pike), 4301 nucleotides. RefSeq names its product transmembrane O-mannosyltransferase targeting cadherins 2a (gene tmtc2a). Gene Ontology annotation, molecular function: mannosyltransferase activity; protein binding. The record is from RefSeq and is a predicted model, not a curated record. Bases 307 to 2934 code for a protein of 875 amino acids. Lineage: Eukaryota; Metazoa; Chordata; Actinopteri; Esociformes; Esocidae. Gene Ontology annotation, cellular component: endoplasmic reticulum membrane. The transcript has 12 exons. Gene Ontology annotation, biological process: protein O-linked glycosylation via mannose.
GCGGAUGGGGAUGCACACAGAGAAAAGCGAAUCAACGAAAUGCACUCAGCUGUGCUUUAACGGAGAGGCAUGUCGCCCUAGUUUCGUCUCCAAAUAGUCCUAACCCGCUACAUUACAAAAUGGGUUAGAAAUAUGGACUGGAUCGCACAAACUUUCAGACACUGCUUGUACAAGAUAUUGGGGACCUUUCCGUUACAGAGUGGCCGAAUGAAGAGCGAAGACAAUACAGAAACGUAAAUUCGAAUGUAGUGUAUUUUCCGCAUUACUUUGGCCCAUUCUCUUUUUAAGAAAUUAUCGUUUUAAGAAAUGAUUACAGAGUUGGUAUGUGGCGCCGUGGCAUUGGUCCUAUAUCUCAACACACUGAACGCGGAUUUCUGCUACGAUGACAGCCGUGCGAUCAAGACCAACCAGGACCUUCUCCCUGAGACCCCAUGGAUCAACAUCCUGUAUGAUGACUUCUGGGGUACCCUGCUCACCCACAGUGGCAGUCACAAGUCCUUCCGACCGCUGUGCACCCUCUCCUUCCGCCUUAACCACGCCCUGGAUGGCCUGCGCCCCUGGGGUUUCCACCUGGUCAACGUGGGCCUCCACGCGGCCGCCACCGGCGUCUUCACCGCCCUCUGUCGCCCCCUGCUGGGGGGAGGUACCUGGAGCCUUCUGGCCGGGCUCCUUUUUGCCUCCCACCCAGUGCACACGGAGGCCGUGGCGGGGGUGGUGGGGAGGGCCGACGUGGGCGCAGCGCUGCUGUUCCUCUUGUCCCUUCUCAGCUACGUGAGGCACUGCAGGCUCCGCUCGGCCUCCAGGGACUGUCAGACCAGGGGCUGUGGUGGACUCCGUGCCUGGACUUGGUUGUGGAUGUUGGGUAGCCUGGGUUGCGCGGCCUCCAGCAUGCUGUGGAAGGAGCAGGGGGUUACGGUGCUGGCCGUGUCCGCAGCUUACGACCUCUUCAUCUUCCAGCGGCUCAGGUUCCGCCAGGCUGCGGUCAUCCUCUUCGGGAAGAAGAGGAACACCAGUGUGCUGCUCAGCCUGAGUAUAUUGGCCUGCUGGGGUGUGCUUCUCCUGGCCACGCGCCUCUACUGGAUGGGCAACAAGCCGCCCAACUUCUCCAACUCUGAUAACCCAGCUGCGGACUCGCCGAACAUCCUCACACGAACUUUAACCUUCUUCUACCUGCCUGCCGCCAACGCCUGGCUCCUCCUCUGCCCCAACCAGCUCAGCUUCGAUUGGUCCAUGGACGCCCUACCCCUGGUCAGGACCGUUGCCGACUGGAGGAACCUUCACACUGUGGCCUUCUACGCUGGGUUUAGUCUCCUGGCUUUCUUUGGCCUUCGUGAUAUUAGCGGCCACUCCUCCAAGGCCAAGGAGGACAGUGAAAAUUCUCUUGUGACAAACGGGAAGACGCUCACCAACGGCCACAGUUACGAUCCCCCGGAUGGCCACCACAACAACCACAACACAAGCUCAGAGUCGGGGACUCCGAAGACCAAUGGGAAGAGCACCCACAGCGGGAAUGGGCUCACCAAACCACACCCCUGCACCCCGCGGACAGCUCACCCCUCCCUCCCCGGCGCCAGCACGCUUCCCUCCACGGAGAAUGUGGUCGUUUUCUCCCUGGGCCUGCUCUCACUGCCGUUCAUCCCGGCCACGAACCUGUUUUUCUACGUGGGCUUCGUGAUAGCUGAGCGGGUGCUCUACAUCCCCAGUAUGGGCUUCUGUCUUCUGGUAGCGGUAGGGGCAAGGGCCCUCUACAUUAGGCUGAGGACCAGGGGCCCUAGGGGCAUGUUGCUGGGCCUGUGCACGGGCCUGGUGCUGGUGUACAGCAUCAAGACGGUGCUGAGGAACCAGGACUGGAGCAACGAGGAGAUGCUCUACAAGUCAGGGAUCAGUGUUAACCCAGCUAAAGCAUGGGGCAACCUGGGGAAUGUCCUAAAAAACCAGGGCCAGAUGGCAAAGGCGGAGAGGGCAUACCGAAAUGCCCUGUACUACAGAGGGAACAUGGCUGACAUGCUGUAUAAUCUGGGUUUGCUGCUACAAGAGAACGACAGGUCCUCCGAGGCACUGCAUUACUAUAAACUGGCCAUUGGGAGCAGACCUACUCUGGCAUCGGCCUACCUGAACACGGGCAUAAUCUUGACGAACCAGGGCAGUCUGGAUGAGGCCAAGAGGACCUUUGUCACCUGCGCCGAGAUCCCCGAUGAGAACCUAAAGGACCCCCAUGCCCACAAGAGCUCCGUCACCAGCUGCCUGUACAACCUGGGCAAGCUACUCCAUGAGCAGGGCUUGCAAGAGGAGGCUUUGUCGGUCUACAAAAAAGCGGUACAGAAAAUGCCGAGGCAGUUUGCGCCACAGAGUCUCUACAACAUGAUGGGAGAGGCCUACAUGAGGCUGAACAGACUGGAGGAGGCGGGACACUGGUACCGGAAGUCCCUCGGGGCCAAGCCAGACCACAUCCCAGCCCACCUGACCUAUGCCAAGCUCCUAUCCAUCAUUGGGCAGAAGACCCAGGCAGAGCACUACUAUAUAAAGGCCAUUCAGCUGGGUCCUUCCAAAGGAAACUGCUAUAUGCAUUACGGUCAGUUUCUGCUGGAGCAGUCCCGCUUGGUUGAAGCCGCAGAGAUGGCAGAGAGAGCAGCGGAGUUGGACAGUUCAGAGUUUGAUGUGGUCUUCAGUGCAGCUCACAUGCUCAGACAGGCCAGUUUAAACGAGGCAGCGGAGCGACAUUACGAGCGCGCAGCGAAACUUAGACCAGACUAUCCAGCAGCCCUGAUGAACCUGGGGGCCAUUCUCCAUCUGAAUGGCCGCCUACAACAGGCUGAGGCCAACUACCUACGAGCGCUGCAGCUCAAGCCCGAUGACGUCAUCACCCGGUCUAACCUGCGCAAGCUGUGGAACAUAAUGGAGAGGCAGGGCCUGAGGACCACGCAGGGACCUUGAACCUCAAAAAACAGACACAGGAAAACUGGAAGUAGCCAAAGCGAGGGCCCCUCAGUGGGAAUGAUGGCCUAAAAAGAGGUGGGGGAAACCCCAGAAAUUGACUGAGUAGAGACAUGGGGCUUAAUGUGCCACGGGGAUGAAUACAGAGGCCAACUCGAUCUGUUUGAGAUCAGCAGUCUGAAUGGGACAGAAGUUAGGGAACCAUGUAAUCCUUGUGGCCGGAGGCCUGGUGGAUUCCAGAGUCAAUAUGCCAACCUGAGCUGCCCUGGACUGUAUAUCUAAGGAUUAUGGGUCGAUUGACCCCUGGGAUGGGUUAGCUACACAAGUCAACAUAGUUAGGAUGACAACCCUUGGCUACCCAGAGGCAGCCUCACAGAGGUCAAAGAGCAGGGUCCGGGAUAGUCCCGGUCUCAAGCUGGGUGGCUACGAGAUUACUCUUAUCUUGUAUUUUCAUAGAAAACUCCCAAGACGUGUUAUUACAGAAGCCUUUAAUUUAAGUUAGGAAGUGUAUAUGGAACAAAAGUCAUAACUCCCAUCCAUUUGCUGAUAUCAACAGGGCUUGGAGACUAAAUUUGUACUUGCUUUUUAUCCACGAUAAACAUGUUUGCCUGAAUAUUUGCAUUACAUAUACUAAGGUCUGGGUUUAAUCAUUCCUGCACAUAACACUGCCCUGUCUUGUCCUUAUGUCAAUGGUACAUUCCAGAACAAUAUAGUCAAACUUAUUUUCAUAAAUGAGUGAAGACAGAACUGCAAACUAUUCUGCAAAGGAUGCCAACAGAUCUUUACAAGGUACUAACCCAGAACUAAAUUCAUUCACACCCAACAGAAAGUUGUAAAGACUGUGCCAAAGCUAUACAGUAUCUUGCUGUGCGUGUUGGGACAGCCUAGCAACAGUGGAUCCUAAUGCAACUCAUGAACUGCAUUUUGUUUCUUAUGUAAUAUAAUGAAGAGGUUUUAUUUCAAUUUAUGUGAUCACAAGAAUUCUUAACUUAUUGAUUUGUGUUUACGGUCUGUUUCAACACCAACACUGUGCCCUUUUUCUUAUGACAUGUCAUUCUAGAGGCUUUGUUCACUCACCAUCUCCCUCUCACAUACACAUACACCUUGUUUGAGCUAAUUGUACAGAAACAACAUGAAGUAGUUAGAGGUUUUAAUGUGUCUCUGCUCAGGGAUGUCAGUUGGUGUUACUGUCAAAACCAUACUCUCCUGGCCAUGAAGGAGUUGACGAAUGGACAGUAAGUUAUUUUAUUGUUUUUUGAGGUCAUUCUAUGUGUUUAAAUUAUGGGGGACCGUUGGCCUUUUGUCUUGUGUUUUGUAAAACAGCUGUUAAUUAUUUUCUGUUUGCCAUUAAAAAUGACACGACUUCA